ACGAACUCUUUCUCUCCACCGCGUGCGCAUAGAGGGUCUCGCCGAUGGCCGCAGUCAUGCAAGCGAAUUAAGCUCGCCACGGACAUCCUUUUCCGUGAUUGCUGACGCACAGCCUCCGCUUGCGUAUCUCCCCGCGUUACCCCGAGCGAACUGGACGAUGGUUACGCGCAUCUUUUACGUGGAGAAGCCGCCCAACAGUGAUGGGACCAGCUACAACGAUGAAAGCUGCGGAGCCAGGACAGGCCGCAAGAUGCUGGCUGCACUUGGUGGGCUCAAGGAGUCCUGGCGUUUCGUGUACCUCAUAUGUGUGCCCAUCCUCCUUCUUCCUGUGGCAUUAUGCAUCGGAGGAAAGGCCGGUUGGUGUGCCUACAUCCUGCUUUGGAUGGCUUUCUACUGGUCGGUGGAGGCCUGUCCGCUCGCAGCCACUUCGCUCAUGCCGGUGUUCUUGUUCCCGUUGUUGGGGAUCCUGUCAUCCAGUAAUGUGGCUAGUUUUUACCUGAAUGAUAUUGGAAUCUUGCUGCUUUGUUCUCUAAUCAUGGCUGGAGCAGUGGAAACAAGCAACUUGCACAAGAGAAUAGCCCUCAGGUCUUUACUCGCCAUAGGAACAAGCAAUCUCAGGCUUCUUCUUGGAUUUAUGCUAGUCACCAUGUCAUUAUCCAUGUGGAUUCCCAACACUGCGUCCACGUCCAUCAUGGCACCCAUCGUCAUGGCUGUGGUAGACCAGAUGCACGCCUCCACUAAGUCACAUUCCAAAGAUGUUGAAAGUUCGGACCUAGAGUCUCUAACGAGGCGACAGGAGCCAGUUCACAGAGAUAACGAGAAGGCAAGCGGCAAGGAUUCGUCCAAUGCUGCUGAUUCUGAGGAGGAUUCUAGACAGAAGAAACUCCGCACAGUUAUGCUGCUCUCCGUGGCAUAUGCUGCUAACAUCGGAGGAACUGGAUCUCUCGUUGGCACGGGACCAAAUCUUGUACUCAAGGGUCUUAUGGACGACAUGUUUCCCGAGUCUACCGAGUUGACCUUUGCCACGUGGAUGCUUUACAACGCGCCAACCAUGCUGAUCUGCGUACUCAUUGGAUGGGGCUACCUCCUGCUUUCCGCUAGGAAAGAAAUGAGAAGCCCCUCGUCAGAUGCAUCGGCAGAAAAAGUUCGCGAGGAAAUUGCCGGGAGAUACCGGGACCUGGGUCCCAUGAGUUUUCCGGAGUGGUGCGUCACGUUCUUAAUGUCAUCAAUGAUUCUUCUCUGGUUCACGAUGAAGCCCCAGAUGUUUCCUGGCUGGGUCGAAGCGAUUCCUUAUGCGAAAUUCAUCAAGCCGUCCGCCCCCGCCAUGCUGGCGAUGUUCCUGCUGUUUGUGAUCCCCAAGGACCCCCGAAAGCCCAGUGGCCGAGCCCUUAUCACGUGGCGGGAGGCCAGCGAGCGUGCUCAGUGGGGGGUCAUGAUUCUCGUCGGAGGUGGCAUGUGCCUCGCUGAGGGCUGCAAGCAAUCAGGCCUGUCAGCAAUGCUAGUGCAGCACCUGAAGAGCCUUGACGUGCUUCCGAAUCUGGUGACGGUCUUCGUCCUUUGCUUCGCCGCCUCCAUGUUCACCGAAGUGACGAGCAACACGGCCGUCAGUUCCAUACUCUUGCCCGUCGUCUGCGAAAUGGCAAUAGCGAUAGGCGUGCACCCAUUGUACCUCGCAAUGCCGGUAACGAUCGGCUGCUCCUUCUCCUUCAUGUUGCCUGCUGCCACACCUCCUAAUGCCAUCGUGUACGAGCUGGCGAAGUUGAAAAUCCCUGACAUGGCAAAGCCGGGUUUCUUCAUGAACAUGCUCUGCGUCGCGGUGGAAGUCGGCAUGAUUCACGCGAUAGGAUUUCCCAUCUUUGGCUUGGGGACGUUGCCCGAGUGGGCAAGGCACACCGCUGCGACGAUCUCUCCCACGGCUGUGCCAAACGCAACAAACGUGAUCACGUUACCCACAAUAUUGUCUACAUUGAAUUACACGCAACCGACGUGAAAGGCCUGAGUGAGGGAUAGAAGCACAUUCCUGUACAUUUUACGGUUAUCUUCAAGGAUCUCAGAGGUGGUACCGUUGUAGUUCCUACGUGUAGUGCAAGUGAUCAACAAGCCGACUGAAAAAUUCAAUUCCGAGAACAUGUGUUUUUCAGCAACAAGAAAAUACACCGUAUUUGACUAAGAUUAGCCAUUGCCAGGAUAACUUCGCGUGGAAUGGAAGAUCACCAGUCCUGAGCCCGUUAUUUUUUUGUCGCUACAGAUAGCGCUGUACUGACAAUAAGUGCCGUCAAUUUCACGACAUGACAUAGCUGUAGCCUCAACAGCACUGAGGCAGUACACUUAAAAAAACUCGCGAAGGAAAACGUUUUGAGAGUGGAGCAGCCGGAGCCAUUAAUGAUAGAUGACUAAGCAACAGAAACCGUGCUUCUCCAUGAUGAAGUCACGAGCAUUUCAAAGAACCUCUUACCCUGCUUUCUCGAGCUGCUACAAUGCGUAGGCUUCUUUACUUUGUUUGCCACACCAAACUAUACAUUUAUACAAACGGUGCGCUCCCCUUCAACGCUUUCGGACGCGGCUCAACUGUAGUCCUGCAGCGUCAAGGACAACCGACCUGCGCGUUCUCUUGGUCUUCAGUUGAGAGCAGUGAAAGCCACUUUGCUCCGAUUUAUGCUGUUGCCGAGUUGUACCGUAAAAUCCCGAGCAAAGCACCACUAGCCGAGCAAGCACCCCCCUCCCUUUUUCUGGAGAUUUGAAAUAUCCGCCAAUGACCGAGCAUGUGCCCUUCCUGUCCUCCUCCAGCUAUUUUCACUGCUUCAUCCACUGUUUUUAUUCGCUUGACGAGGGCUGAUAACGACAGGGAAUGCACGCCUAUUCAAUAACGCAUUUCAUUGGAAGCACGCGCGGCUCUUCCACCGCCAUCCUGAAUUUUGAUCCAUGACCGCGCGAGGACCCCCCCCCCCCCCCAAUUUUGUUGGAUUAACUUUCACCGGAGAGAGGACGCUUGCUCGGGAUCUUACGUACUGUAGUAAGUUGAGCACAAUCAGAGAUAUUACUUACGACCCAUCUGUUGACUGCCUCUAAGCAAAACGAAUUCGCGAGGAAUCUCUUGUACGAAAAAUUCACGCCGCUGACAUCAUAGCUUGCAAGUUUACGCAAUAAAUUAGAAAGCAAAGCAGUUCAGGUAUUUGUGCACAGCGUCCCAUUAAGCAUUCUUGCAAAAUUCCUGUCGAGAAACGGGUGGGACUUGCUUUUGUCUUCAUCGAAUCGUUGUUUAAAUGUUACACCUAACUUAAUGUGAUUCUUACUUCGUGUCAGAAACACAAAGGAGCGUUAGUGUAUGAUGUGAGGCGAAUGUCUUAGCUUCUGUGCCUGCCUUUGGAGAAAGGACUGUGUAUAAAUGUAUAUACGAGACAUACUGACUGAAUCCUACUGAAUGCGCGAGCCCCAACAGGCCUUUUUUAGAGCAUUAUCUGUGUGAAUGUUCCAUUUGGAGUGGUGCGGUCCAUAUCACAAGUCGUGAACGUUUGCCGAAUAUAUUUUACGCGCCUUUAACAUCGAAAAGCUCCGCUAGCGCUUCCUUUCCACCAAUAUGCGCUUGCAUUCUCCUACACAUACCCGCAAAAAAAGAGAAUAAGAAGCUUAUAUUGCUACACUACUUUGCUUUAGUCUAAGGAAAGACAGUCCAAUCUUAUCAAAUAUUAUUGUAAAUAUGCGUGUGAAAACAUGUCUAACGAGGUCCUUACAGCGUUUUUGGUUUUCGCAAUUAUGCCAGUACGUAAUGUAACUGUAUUUGAUUGGCUGAUGAACGAUGUCGGUUGAUGCAGGACGUACACUAUUACUAAUAGUCAUGUCUGUACGUACUCGAUAUGUAUGUAGGACUCAAUAGGAUAUACAACUGCCCUACAACUUUAUUCAUAUUCCUAAAUAAGGACAUUAGUGCGAUGCCUCGACUUCAAACACGUGCCAUUUUCCAAGAACCACGCAAGAAGUGAUGCUUUGGUCUGUCUGACAUCGGCCCUGUACAUACAAUGUAAAAAGUGUUUGAAUAAAAAAGAAAAUGUAA
Molecule: messenger RNA, 4051 nt
Organism: Rhipicephalus sanguineus (brown dog tick)
Lineage: Eukaryota; Metazoa; Arthropoda; Arachnida; Ixodida; Ixodidae
Product: solute carrier family 13 member 5-like
Exons: 14
Coding region: 158-1990 (610 amino acids)
Biological process (GO): monoatomic anion transmembrane transport; citrate transport
Cellular component (GO): membrane
Molecular function (GO): succinate transmembrane transporter activity; citrate transmembrane transporter activity
Source: RefSeq, a predicted model, not a curated record